AUGGGCGUGACGAACGAGCCGCCAUACAUGGAGUACGAGAUCGAGAACGGGGAGUUCAGGGGGGCGUCUGGGUACGUCGUGGACGUGCUCGACGCGGCGGCAGCGCGCGGGGGCUUCACGUACGAGCUGGUGCCGCUGGACGAGACGCGGCUGCAGGCGGGGGAGGAGACGUACACGGGCCUGCUGAUUCGGACGAUCGCGGAGAACAACUUCGACCUCCUGGCAUCGGUGUGGUACGACACCGCGGAGAGGAAGCGGCUGGGGGUGCUGUUCGGGAGGCGCGUGAUCGACGUGAGCGGGUACGUCGUGGCGCCGAAGAACGACGUGUCGAACGAGCCGCCGCUGUCGGAGAAGCUGGCGCUCUUCACGCAGCCCUUCUCCGGGGGCGUGUGGGCGACCAUCGUCGGGCUGCUGAUCUUCCAGGCGACGGUGAUGUUCUUCCUGGAUCGGCAGCGCGUGAAGCGCGUGGCGAGGGAGCACCACGUCGUCGUCGAGCAGCUGCGCCACGAGGCCAGGAAGGACGAGGCUGCGCGGCAAGGCCAGGCGGUCGCCGCCGGCCCACCGGGCCCGAAGCCGCUGCCUGGCGCGGCGUUGUCGAUGCGGUGGAACAACGGGUGGACGGAUGAGGCGUCGUUUUCGCGGCGCGAGGUGGAGAAGCCGACUGCUGCUGAGGAGGCGGCGAACCUGCGUGCUCGGCUGGCGUGGGUGGACGCGCUGGCGCAGUCGGCGUUCGAGACAGUGUCGCACAUGGCCGCCGCCGAGGACGCGCCUAUGCCUGUCGCCUGGGCCGCGCGCGUGCAGAACGUCGUGUGGUGCUUCCUGGUGCUGCUCACCAUCUCGGCCUACACCGCCAACCUCGCGACGUUCCUGAUCGUGCGCUCGCAGCCGACGUCGAGCAUCAACGGCAUUGGGGACCUUCUGGGGCGGCGCAUCCCCACGUGCGUGCAGUUCGACACAGGGCUGGGGGAGUUCAUCAGUUCGAAGUACCCCAGCCUGAACGCAGUGCGGUCGCGGUGGUCCGACGGGCUCGCGAACAUCGAGGCGAAGAGGUGCACGGGCAUCAUCAUGGCGCUGUACGACGCGCAGCAGGCGCUGUCGAGCGGCGUCGGGUGCAGCCUGGCUGUUCAGGGGCAGCCGCUGGUGGACCUGAGCGGGGCGUUCGCGUACUCGCCGUCGUCGACGAACAGCUGCGGGCCGCAGGUGCUGGUGGUGAUGGACAGCCUGCUGGCGCAGCUCAGCGAGGAGGGUGUGCUUUCGGAGCUGUGGGAUGCGUACGUGCAGCGGCGGUGUCCUGCGGACCUGGAGGCGGAGAGCGCGUCUGCGAGCGACUCGGUGAAGCUGUCGAUGGAGGGCUUCUCGGGGCCGUUCUUGGUGUACGGCUGCGCGACGUUCUUGUUGAUAUGCUGUUCGAUCAUCGGUCACUGGAGGGAGCAGGCCAGGGGGCGAGGAGGGGGGUCGAACGAGACGGAGAAGGGCGCUCCUGGCCGCGCGAUGGGGCGGUUGCGCGGGGUCAAGGAGGAAACAAUAAGCAUAGAGCAAGAGCCAGAGUCAGGGUUGGCCAAGAACUUGUGA
Molecule: messenger RNA, 1572 nt
Organism: Pedinophyceae sp. YPF-701
Lineage: Eukaryota; Viridiplantae; Chlorophyta; Pedinophyceae
Source: the annotation of a GenBank genome assembly